CUCUGGCAAAGGUGGGGAGACCCACAGCGAUCGCUGUUCCCCAAAGAUCGCUGUUUCCUGGGACCGAGAAUUGAAGUGAAAGUGAAUCCGGAUUUCUCGUGCGUGAUCGAGGGGACGGACAAGCUUCCUGUCUUCAGGAAAGGGAGCGUUUUGUAGACGCUCCCAAGUGUUAAGGUGCUACCUGCUUCUUUGAAGAUGCCCUACAAACCGCAGCAACGUAAGCUGAGCACCACUACGGCCAAAGGAUCCAGGAAGAGAGAUGAAGAUUCAGGAACUGAUGUGGGAGAAGGGGCAGAUGACUGGGCCCAGGCCAAAACCACGAUCAGACCCCCUGACCAGCUGGAUUUGACUGAUGCGGAGCUAAAGGAGGAGAUUACCCGAAUUCUGACAGCCAACAACCCACAUGCACCCCAGAACAUCGUCAGGUACAGCUUUAAAGAAGGCACUUAUAAGCUUAUUGGUUUUGUGAACCAACUAGCCGUUCAUUACAGCCAUGUGGGGAACCUGAUCCCCAAAGACUCAGAUGAAGGACGGCGGCAGCACUACCAGGAUGAGUUAGCAACAGGUUCUCAGGAGUCUGCCAGGUUGGUGUAUUCAGACACAGAAAACCUUGAAGAAGAAGAAGAGACCAAGGAAGGAGAAACUGAACCUGAGAGUCAAACAGAUAUUCAUACAGCUGAGGUACACUGUAGUAUUGCUCUCCAACCUACCUACCCAUGCCUUCCCGCUCCAGCUGUAGGUGGAGGCUUCAAGGCUGACUUAUUGAGGGUGGGGCUGAAAGGGAGAAGUCAGAGGCUGCAAGUACCAGUGCCUCUGACAUCAUCACCCUGUCCCACUACCAUCCUAUUCCAGGAUAUGAUGUCUCCCCACUCCCAAUUCCCUGCCACCUUUUUCUCAUGGCUAAGUCCUGAUCCUGUGCGUCUCUCCCUCCUCACCCCCCUCCAGGCAUCUGAAAAAGUGAUUGAAGAAGAAUUGAUGACUCCUAAGCAGCCCAAGGAGAGUAAGCUUACCAACCAGUUCAACUUCAGUGAGAGAGCUUCACAGACCUUCAACAACCCUCUCCGGGACCGAGAAUGCCAGAUGGAACCUCCUCCCAGGACAAACUUUUCAGCCACAGCCAAUCAGUGGGAGAUCUAUGAUGCCUACAUAGAGGAACUCGAGAAGCAGGAAAAGACCAAAGAGAAGGAGAAAACAAAGACACCAGUGGCUAAAAAAAUGGGGACGAUGGCCAUGAGGAAGAUGACAUCUAUGGAGUCCCAGAGUGAUGAUAUCACCAAAGUGAUGCAAGCUGCUAAAAUCGUAGAGCGGAUGGUCAACCAGAACACAUAUGAUGACGUUGCUCAGGAUUUUAAGUACUAUGAGGAUGCUGCUGAUGAAUACCGGGACCAGGAGGGUACGCUGCUGCCUCUCUGGAAGUUCCAAACUGACAAAGCCAAGCGCCUGGCCGUCACCGCCCUCUGCUGGAAUCCAAAGUACAAGGAUCUGUUUGCAGUGGGACAUGGCUCCUAUGACUUCAUGAAGCAGAGCCGGGGCAUGCUGCUGCUCUACAGCAUGAAGAAUCCCAGCUUUCCUGAAUACGCCUUCAGCAGUGAGAGUGGCAUCAUGUGUCUCGACAUGCACAUGGACCACCCCUACCUGGUGGUGGUGGGCCACUAUGACGGCAACGUGGCCAUUUACAACCUCAAGAAGCCCCACUCCCAGCCUGUCUUCCGCAGCUCAGCCAAGUCUGGCAAGCACACAGACCCUGUAUGGCAGGUCAAGUGGCAGAAGGAUGACAUGGACAACAACCUUAACUUCUUCUCUGUGUCAUCUGAUGGCAGGAUUGUGUCUUGGACGCUCGUGAAGAGUGAGCUGGUUCACACAGAUGUCAUCAAGCUGAAGGUGGAGGGCAGCACCCUGGAAGGUCCAGAGGGGCUUCAGCUACACACAGUGGGCUGUGGCACUGCUUUUGACUUCCACAGAGAGAUCGACUACAUGUUCCUGGUGGGCACAGAGGAGGGGAAAAUCUACAAGUGCUCUAAAUCCUACUCCAGCCAAUUCCUGGAUACCUAUGAUGCCCACAACAUGGCAGUGGAUGCUGUGUCCUGGAACCCAUACCACAGCAAGGUCUUCAUAUCCUGCAGCUCCGACUGGACAGUGAAGAUCUGGGACCACACCGUCAAGACCCCAAUGUUCAUCUAUGACCUAAAUUCAGCGGUGGGUGACGUGGCCUGGGCGCCAUACUCUUCCACUGUGUUUGCAGCAGUCAGCACCAACGGGAAGACCCACGUGUUUGACUUAUCCAUCAACAAGUACGAGGCCAUCUGCAAUCAGCCUGUGGUGGCCAAAAAGAAGAACAAGAUCACCCAUGUGCGGUUCAAUCCCGUCUACCCCAUCAUCAUUGUGGGCGACGACCGUGGGCAUGUCACCUGCCUCAAACUCUCACCCAAUCUGCGCAAGAUGCCAAAGGAAAAGAAAGGGCAGGAAGUGCAGAAGGGUCCAGCUGUGGAGAUCGCAAAAUUGGACAAAUUGCUGAACCUGGUGAGGGAAGUGAAACCCAGAAACUAAGGACCCUGUCCUAUUUCUUGAACCCAAUACUUGUAGCCCCUGACCCUGGUACCAAGUCCAGCCUUAGCACCUAAUAUGUGACCCCACCCAUGAUCAGGUCCCCACUUCAGCCCUGGUCCCAGCACCUCAUCCCAUGGCUUGACCCUCAAUCACCAUUAUCCAAUCCUACUUUGCACAAAUAAACCUGUCUGGAAACCCA
Molecule: messenger RNA, 2746 nt
Organism: Pipistrellus kuhlii (Kuhl's pipistrelle)
Lineage: Eukaryota; Metazoa; Chordata; Mammalia; Chiroptera; Vespertilionidae
Gene: DNAI1
Product: dynein axonemal intermediate chain 1
Exons: 19
Coding region: 196-2547 (783 amino acids)
Biological process (GO): cilium movement; outer dynein arm assembly
Cellular component (GO): outer dynein arm
Molecular function (GO): dynein light chain binding; dynein heavy chain binding
Source: RefSeq, a predicted model, not a curated record